UAUGCUGUGCUCAUUUUAGGAGUACACAUUGGUGUAAACAAGAGUUCAUAAAAUAUGUUGAUAUUGCUUGACAUUUACUAUGCCCCACUUCAAAACGGACCUCAGAGGAAAAGUGAAGGAGUUUUGGUUAUGAAGGGGCGGGGCUGUUUUCACACCCCAAAACGUCACAGUUACGUUGCAGGAAACGAGUUUCUACAGCUACCCUCCCCCACAUCACACUCGCUGACCAUCAAUUAGGAAACGCGCGCUUUGCUACCUGCACAAAAGGAAGGCGUUGAGAAGAGUGAGCGUACGAGUCAGCAUCAUCGAGAAAACCCCAGAAAGUGACAAAUACUUCAGAAUUAAAGCAGAUGGACAAUCCCACUGAAGAUGGUGAUUAUUCUGACUCAAGUCUUUUUGGAUCAGAUGAGGAAUACAAACCAACUGAGACAUCCUCUGAGUCGAGUGAUGACGAGAAGAUAUUCCAUCCAAAGGUAGAAAAAUUGUUCUCUUAUGAUACAUCCAGUGAAGACUCUACAAGUCAUCAGACAUAUGAAGCAGAGGAGCACAGUCAUGUCUGCAAUUCGUAAAGAAGCCCCAAAAAGGGAAAAGCAUCUCUCCAAAAGAGGGAAGACUGAAUUGGAUGAUUCGAGUCCAGGCGGGGACCCUGGCGGUCCGAUCCUUGGCUGCAGAAGCUAGCUCUUGGGACAUGGAAUGUCACCUCUCUGGCAGGGAAGGAGCCCGAGCUGGUGUGUGAGGCAGAGAAGUUCCGACUGGAUAUAGUCGGACUUGCCUCCACACACAGCCUGGGUUCUGGUACCAGUUCUCUCGAGAGGGGUUGGACUCUCUUCCACUCUGGAGUUGCUCACGGUGAGAGGCGCAGAGCAGGUGUGGGCAUACUCAUUGCCCCCCGCCUCAGUGCCUGUACAUUGGGGUUCACACCGGUAGACGAGAGGGUUGCCUCCCUCCGCCUUCGGGUGGGUGGACGGGUCCUGACUGUUGUUUGUGCAUAUGCACCAAACAGCAGCUCAGCAUACCCACCCUUUUUGGAGUCCUUGGAGGGUGUGCUGGAGAGUACUCCUGCUGGGGACUCCAUUGUUCUGCUGGGGGACUUCAAUGCUCACGUGGGCAAUGACAGUGAUACCUGGAGGGGCGUGAUUGGGAGGAACGGCCCCCCCCGAUCAAAACCCGAGUGGUGUUUUGUUAUUGGACUUCUGUGCUCGUCACGGAUUGUCCAUAACGAACACCUUGUUCAAACAUAAGGGUGUCCAUAUGUGCACUUGGCACCAGGACACCCUAGGCCGCAGUUCGAUGAUCGACUUUGUAGUUGUAUCAUCGGAUUUGCGGCCGCAUGUUCUGGAUACUCGGGUGAAGAGAGGGGCGGAGCUGUCAACUGAUCACCACCUGGUGGUGAGUAGGCUCCGAUGGUGGGGGAAGAUGCCGGUCCGUCCUGGCAGACCCAAAUGUAUAGUGAGGGUUUGUUGGGAGCGUCUGGCGGAAUCCCCUGUCAGAAGGAGUUUCAACUCCCACCUCCGACAGAGCUUUUCCCAUGUUCCGGGGAAGACGGGGGACAUUGAGUCCGAGUGGACCAUGUUCCGUGCCUCUAUUGUUGAGGCGACCAAUCUGAGUUGUGGCCGUAAGGUGGUUGGUGCCCGUCGUGGCGGCAAUCCCCGUACUCGCUGGUGGACACCAGCAGUAAGGGAUGCCGUCAAGCUGAAGGAGUCCUAUCGAGCCUUUAUGGCCUGUGGGACCCCAGAGGCAGCUGACGGGUAUCGACUGGCCAAGCGGACCGCGGCUUCGGUGGUCGCCGAGGCAAAAACCCGAGCGUGGGAAGAGUUCGGUGAGGCCAUGGAAGCGGACUUCCGGACGGCUUCGAGGAAAUUCUGGUCCACCAUCCGACGUCUCAGGAGGGGGAAGCAGUGCACCACUAACACUGUGUACAGUGGGGAUGGGGCGCUGCUGACUUCGACUCGGGACGUUGUGAACCGGUGGGCAGAGUACUUCGAAGACCUCCUCAACUCCACCAACACGCCUUCCUUGGAGGAAGCAGAGCCUGGGGACUCUGAGGUGGGCUCUCCUAUCUCUGUGGUUGAAGUCACCGAUGUGGUUAAAAAGCUCCUCGGUGGCAAGGCCCCAGGGGUGGAUGAGAUCCGCCCGGAGUUCCUCAAGGCUCUGGAUGUUGUGGGGCUGUCCUGGUUGACACGCCUCUGCAACAUCGCGUGGUCAACAGGGAGAGUGCCUCUGGAUUGGCAGACCGGGGUGGUAGUCCCUCUUUUUAAAAAGGGGGACCGCAGGGUGUGUUCCAACUACAGAGGGAUCACACUCCUCAGCCUCCCUGGUAAGGUCUAUUCAGGGGUGCUGGAGAGGAGGGUCCGUCAGGAAGUCGAGCCUCCAAUUGAGGAGGAGCAGUGUGGUUUUCGUCCCGGCCGUGGAACAGUGGACCAGCUCUUACACCCUUAGCAGGGUCCUUGAGGGUAUGUGGGAAUUCGCCCAACCAGUCUACAUGUGUUUUGUGGACUUGGAGAAGGCGUUUGACUGUGUCCCUCGGGGAGUUCUGUGGGGGGUGCUUCGUGGGUAUGGGGUACCGAACCCCCUGAUACGGGCUGUUCGGUCACUAUACCACCGAUGUCAGAGUUUGGUUCGCAUUGCCGGCAGUAAGUCGGAAUCGUUUCCAGUGGGGGUAGGACUCCGCCAAGGCUGCCCUUUGUCGCCGAUUCUGUUCAUAACCUUUAUGGACAGAAUUUCUAGGCGCAGCCGAAGCGUUGAGGGGGUCAGUUUUGGGGGCCUCAGUAUUACAUCCCUGCUUUUUGCAGAUGAUGUGGUGCUGUUGGCUCCUUCAAACGGGGCUCUCCAACUCUCACUGGAGCGUUUCGCAGCCGAGUGUGAAGCGGUUGGGAUGGAAAUCGGCACCUCCAAAUCUGAAACCAUGGUCCUCGGUCGGAAAAGGGUGGAGUGCCCCCUCCGGUUCGGGGAGGAGAUCUUACCCCAAGUGGAGGAGUUCAAGUAUCUUGGGGUCUUGUUCACGAGUGGGGGUAGGAGGGAGCGGAGAUCGACAGGCGGAUCGGUGCAGCGUCUGCUGUGAUGCGGAUGUUGUAUCUGUCUGUCGUGGUGAAGAAGGAGCUGAGCCAAAGGGCGAAGCUCUCAAUUUACCGGUCGAUCUACGUCCCAACCCUCACCUAUGGUCACGAGCUAUGGGUCGUGACCGAAAGAACGAGAUCCCGGAUACAAGCGGCUGAAAUGAGUUUUCUCCGCAGGGUGUCCGGGCUCUCCCUUAGAGAUAAGGUGAGAAGCUCAGUCAUCCGGGAGGGGCUCAGAGUCGAGCCGCUUCUCCUCCACAUCGAGAGGAGCCAGAUGAGGUGGCUUGGGCAUCUGAUUCGGAUGCCUCCUGAGCGCCUCCCCGGUGAGGUGUACCGGUCAUGUCCCACCGGGAGGAGACCCAGGACACGCUGGAGAGACUAUGUCACCCAGCUUGCCUGGGAACGACUCGGGAUCCCCCGGGGAGAGCUGGAAGAAGUAGCUAGGGAGAGGGAAGACUGGGCUUCCCUGCUAAAGCUGUUGCCCCCACGACCCGGCCCCGGAUAAGCGGUAGAUGAUGGAUGGAUGGAAAAAAUAUUACACCCAAAGAGCAGGCAAAAUCUAAAUUGGAGAAAAAGACAAGGUCUCCCAGAGCAAAUUUGAGGAGACCAUGGAAUGAAGAAGAAAAGGCUGCUGUGGAAAAACACCUGGGGAGACUUAUAAAAGGGUGUCAAGCAAGAACAAUGCACUGACUGCAAAAUGAAAGAGCCGCAGGCCUUGGCUCAAAAAACCUGUAAAGACGUAAAGAACUUCAAGAAAAGAUCUGCUUCUCGAGUUCUUCAUUUUUAAAUUUAAAUUUUCUUGCUGGAGUAUUUUUUUUUUCAAUUCUUUUCUAUUCUUCCUGAGCAGUGUUGUUAAAAAUGUUCUACUUGAGGUGAGAUUUAAUGUUGACAUGUACUUAUAAAGUUUUACAAUAUAUUUGAUUUAGUUCCGUAAAUUAAUUGGCCAAAGCAUGGGUCACUUUUAUUGUAGUAGUAAUUGUACAGCAAUCAAUCGGUUCAAGUUGUGAUUGAUAUAUAAUGUAUAAAUGAGGAACU
Messenger RNA from Hippocampus zosterae (dwarf seahorse), 4091 nucleotides. RefSeq lists its product as uncharacterized. Lineage: Eukaryota; Metazoa; Chordata; Actinopteri; Syngnathiformes; Syngnathidae. The coding region runs from base 1252 to 2439 and encodes 395 amino acids. The record is from RefSeq and is a predicted model, not a curated record. The transcript is spliced from 5 exons.